This is a messenger RNA of Perkinsus marinus ATCC 50983, 679 nucleotides long. RefSeq lists its product as hypothetical. The record is from RefSeq and is a predicted model, not a curated record. NCBI's taxonomy places the organism in Eukaryota, Perkinsozoa, Perkinsida, Perkinsidae. Bases 26 to 670 code for a protein of 214 amino acids. The transcript has 7 exons.
CUCAACUUGGUUAACAACCUCAGCGAUGGACCACUCCUCAGCGGUUCUCGAUGCAUAUGUCACCCUCACGUCUGAAGAUGUUCAUCGUAUAACGGCUCUGGCGAAGUCGCUAGUGGCAACAGAAUUUCCAACUGGUGGCAGUUCGGAAAAAGUCGAAAUUCCUGUACACCCACAAAAUUUUCUGCGCUACUUGCGAGAAAUGGAAUCGUUGGGAACUGCAGCGCGGGGCUCUCUGGAGCAGGCGGAGACGUGUUACGAACAACUUACUAGGGAGAUCAAAGAAUUGUCGAGAUCAAAGCCUUGGAGAAAGGACGAGUACAUUACCGAAACCAGAGCGAAAAAACUGACAUAUUUACUCAAUAAAGUUGCUGAUGCUCGGAAGGGCUUCGAAACUUGUGUUGAAAAACAGAAGGCGAAAGCGGAGAAGGCGUCGAGGGCGCGCGAAGACGUCGCGCAGAGUUUGCAGAAAACUGACCAGUUGAUUGAUCUCAUUGAUGCUAAACUCAACAGUGCCAUUCGGCAACCUGCCGAACUCACGCCUGGAAACUCCCAGGGUGGUUUUGGUGAUGGGCCGACAGCAGUAGUGAUGGCUGGUCGUAGACAAACGAAACGGCGGCGAUCAUCGAGUUCAGCGUAUAAUACCAUUAGCAAACGUAGCAGAGGACGGUAACUACUCUUA